AUGUCCCACCUGGCACCUUCUUCUUCCCGUAAGAUUCGUUCGGUUUGGGUCUCUGUGACUCGUGUACCACGCACUCUAAAGGAAGAGAUCUAUGUCUCGCAACCACCAGACUUUGUGGACAAAGACAACCCACAAUAUGUUUGCAAGCUGAACAAAGCGUUAUAUGGGUUGAAACAAGCACCUCGCGCAUGGUACCAAGAACUGAAGACGUUUCUACAAACCUCCGGUUUCAAAAAUUCACUCGCGAAUACCUCCUUGUUCAUCUACCACAACGGCAAUGACUACAUUUAUGUGUUGGUCUAUGUGGAUGAUAUUAUUAUUACUGGAGUUCCCUCUCUUGUUCAGGCUUUUCAGUUUGCUCUUGCACAACGGUUUUCUCUAAAAAAACUUGGUCCAUUGAGCUAUUUUCUGGGAAUCGAGGCCACGCGAUCUUCUCGCGAUAUGCAUUUGAUGCAACGUAAGUAUAUAAUUGAUUUACCCACCAAAACUCGUAUGCUUGAUGCCAAACCAGUUGCCACACCGAUGGUCACGUCGCCGAACCUUACUAUUGAUUCUAGUACUCCUCUUUCUGAUGCGAAGGAAUAUCGAGCUGUCAUCGGUAGUCUUCAGUAUCUGUCAUUCACAUGGCCGAAUAUAGCUUUUGUUGUCAAUCGUCUCUCACAGUUUAUGCAUCAGCCGACGGAUAAACAUUGGCAAGCGGCGCAGCAUGUCCUCCACUAUCUUGCUGGUACCAAGUCUCAUGGUAUUUUUCUUUGCUCAGAUGCUACUCUUACUAUUCACGCCUUUUCAGAUGCUGAUUGGGGUCGAGCUCACAAUACCUACACAUCUACGAACGCCUACAUCGUUUACUUUGGUGCUAGUACGAUCUCAUGGUCCUCGAAGAAGCAACGCAGUGUCUCCCGGUCGUCUACGGAAGCUGAAUACAGAGCGGUUGCCAAUGCUGCCUCCGAACUCCGUUGGAUUUGUUCUUUGUUAUCUGAAAUGGGCAUAGUUUUACUGGUUGCACCUGUUCCAUAUUGCGAUAAUGUGGGAGCAACGUAUUUAUAUGCCAAUACGAUUUUUCAUACCCGCAUGAAGCACAGAGUUAUUGAUUACCACUUUGUCCGUGAAUUCAUUUAA
Messenger RNA from Camelina sativa (false flax), 1119 nucleotides. Lineage: Eukaryota; Viridiplantae; Streptophyta; Magnoliopsida; Brassicales; Brassicaceae. The record is from RefSeq and is a predicted model, not a curated record.